GCUGAGCAGAGAUAUAAACCUAGAGUAUCUACUCGGUUUACGUACGCUGUGAACCAUGUGUUUGUAUUGAAUUUAAGCAGGGAAUUUUAUGUACCAAAAUGAAACGCUUAUCUAGUGAAAGAACGAAGUUACUUUUUGAAAAACUCUCAAAAUAUAUAGGAGCAAAUGUUAAGUUGUUGAUUGACCGACCAGAUGGAACAUACUGCUUCAGGGAGACGAAAAAUAGAGUAUACUACGUCUCUGAGAAAAUAUUACUACUUUCAACUAGUGUUCCACCAGAGAAUUUAGUGAGUGUAGGCACAUGUUUUGGAAAAUUCACGAAGACGGGAAAGUUCAAGCUUCAUAUUACAGCACUUACUUUCUUAGCCCCUUAUGCACAGUAUAAAAUCUGGUUGAAGCCUUCUGCAGAACAACAAUUUUUAUAUGGCCAUCAUGUCUUAAAAUCUGGUUUGGGCCGAAUAACAGAAAACACUCAAAAGUAUCAAGGUGUUGUUGUUUUGUCUAUGAAUGAUUUACCUCUGGGCUUUGGAGUAGCAGCCAAAACAGCAGCAGAAUGCAAGCAUACAGAUCCUAUGUCAGUUGUGUGUUUCCACCAAGCAGACAUAGGAGAAUAUAUUCGGUCAGAGGAUGCUCUGAUAUGAUCAUUUCUACCUUCAGACAUGAGACUAAUGGACUAUUCAGAUCCUGUUUAUGAAUAAAUAGAACAGUUAUUAUAUAGGUAUAUAUUUUUAUAAAAGUACUACCCAGUUUUAUGCAACUUACAAUCAGUUAUCAUAUACUUCAGAUUACAGUUAACUGGUCUGUAAAACAGCAUAGCCCUGUAGGCAUUUGUCAGUGUUUCAGAGGAAUAUGCUUUGUCAGUAAGUAGGGCUGGGAAGUGGCAUAGUUAAUGUACGAAGGGUGAAAAAAUCAGGCCAAGGAAACCUGUCUGAUCCUCUUAAUUGAUCCUUCCACUCUUCCUGCACUACUUUUCUACCUCCCAGCACAUCUCACUACUACCAUGAAGAUGGAAGCAUUAUGUUUUUCUGAAACACUGGCAACAACCUACUAGACUACAUGAUGCUACAACCCAGAAGACCAAUCUGAACUCUUGCUGCCCAGAAAAUCUCAACCUCAUAUUUAUUCAGCAUUAUAUGGUGUACAGUUGAUACAGCACUGUUAAAUUACUUAACAAAAUAAACAGGUCAGUGAACUUUUCACAUUUCACACCCAUGUAGGUAAAAUUAAAAUAAUUGUGGUGAUGGUGCUAUGUAGAAUUUCUGUAUGUAUGUAUAUGUGUGUGGAGUACCAGCAUACUUGGAACAAGAUUUGGACUGUUACUUAGCAAAUAUAAAUUUUAACUGACUCUAAGUUUGAAGUCACAAGAGGCAAAGUUUAUGUUUUUAAAUGGUAAAUAUUUUCUGGUACAGUUAUAUGUGCAGACUUGAAAACUCUUACUACAUAUAAUCACUGUCUACCUUUCCAUGAUUAUUUUGUGUUAAAUGGGGAUACACGAACAUGGCCACAUAAAAUCUCCCAUUAAUACCCAGACACAGAUUUUUUACACAGACACAAAUGAAUGGCCCUAUCUGUCCUGUGUAUGAAAUAAAAACAAAUAAUGUAACAUACUAAAAUCAUAACCAUUAUGACCCAUGUCAAAUAAAAAUAUAUUAAAUAUUA
This is a messenger RNA of Zootermopsis nevadensis, 1659 nucleotides long. RefSeq names its product 60S ribosome subunit biogenesis protein NIP7 homolog. The record is from RefSeq and is a predicted model, not a curated record. Gene Ontology annotation, cellular component: nucleus. Gene Ontology annotation, molecular function: RNA binding. Gene Ontology annotation, biological process: ribosome assembly. Lineage: Eukaryota; Metazoa; Arthropoda; Insecta; Blattodea; Termopsidae.